AUGGAGAGCGACCAAGGCGGCUGGCAAACCGCCAGCAAGCGCCAGAAGCGUACUCACGGGGACGCUGUAGGCAGCGACAGCGAGGUGGGCCCCGCCCCCCCUUCCCCCCAGCCCGCAGGCUCCACGGAGCCACCUGCGGCAGAGACCAAACGACGAAAGAUCAAGCCCCUUUUCGUCUUCUUAGACCAGGGGCACCAAUACCCUCGUGUCUACAAGGCACUGAAGGACUCGCUGGCAGAGAAAUUCAUCUGCCAGAACCGCGGCCGGAACGAGAUAAUGGUCCACACAGGGUCCAUUACUGACUACCAUCGGGCAGUAAAAGCCCUGCAAGCCAUAGGCGCCCAGCACUCCGUCCUGCUUCAGCGGGACGAAGUGCCCAAAAAAUUCGUGUUGCGUGGCAUCCACCACGACACGCCUCAGGACUUCCUGCAGCAGGAGUUCGCUGCACUGAGCCUCCCUGUGCAAAACUGCUGGUUCUUGGAGAACCGGCAGCGGUUCCAGAAAUGUGACGCACUCGUAAUAGAAGUGCCCCAGUCAUGCCCGACUGAGACAAUUCAAGCCCUGCAGGAAUUCGCAGGCAUGAAAAUCCGCGUCGAUGACUACCGACGCCCGUCAGGUCCUGUUCAGUGCAGCAAUUGCCAGCGUUUUACACACGUUGGCAAGGGCUGCGCUGCAAAUGUUGUCUGCCGAUGGUGCAGCGGCCCACACAAGGCCACUGAGUGCCCAAAUGGUGGCAACCCGGAGCACAAAAAAUGUGCUCUGUGUGAGGGCAAGCACUGCGCCAACUACAGGGGGUGCAGUGAAUAUAAGAAGGAGACCCGCAGGCACCUUCCCCCGGACGUCCGCAAGGCGCGCGAGCAGCAGUCUCGCCGCGACAUCCAGGCCAACAAGCGAGCCGAGGUGCAGGCUCAGGCAGAACCCCUGGGGCCCGAGGCACCCCCGCCCCCCACCUUCGGGGACUACAUGCUGCAAGCGGGCGUCAACACUUACGCCCCCUUGCAGCAGCACUGGGAGGCCAGCCAUGAUGACAUGGCCUACCCUGCCCUGGCCAACAACCCCCGCCCCCGCGGACAGCGCCAGACCCAGCCCAAAAAUAACUGGACUGGGCACAAUAAUGGCAAUGGCAAGCCACGCCAGCCCGCCCAAGACAAGCUGCAGUCCACACAGGCUGCAGCUGCAGUCCCGCCCAAGCAGGCCCCCCGGCCCGCCCCGCGACAGGCGGAGCCCGCCCAGAGGCAGCCUGCGCCUCCCGCGGCCGAGCACAUGGCCGUGGACGCAGCUCCAGUGGUGCAAACUGCCCCAGCUGCUCCCGCCCCCAGCGCCCAGCCCCUACAAAUGGAGGAUAUGCAAAAUAUCCUCCAAACGAGCAAGGCCUUUCAGGCCAGCAGUCACAUGAGGCAGGCUCUGGCACCACUGUGCCAACUGAUUGCCAUCUGGUGUGACCUGUCCAAGUCCAUGGCCGACAAGCUUCGUGCGACCAUGGACUGCUGCGUUGCGCUCGCUGACGAGCUCACUGGCAGCGAAUAA
Molecule: messenger RNA, 1527 nt
Organism: Bacillus rossius redtenbacheri
Lineage: Eukaryota; Metazoa; Arthropoda; Insecta; Phasmatodea; Bacillidae
Exons: 2
Coding region: 1-1527 (508 amino acids)
Source: RefSeq, a predicted model, not a curated record